UUUGACCCCAACGAGGUUAGACGCGUUUUUGACGGACUUACAUCCGACUUGGGUCCAGCCACCAUGUGCGGCACUUCAUCCGCCUCGCCUCGGCCCUCCGCCAUGGUCUGUGGCUCUCAUGGUGAUUGACCCAUUCCAUUUUUGGCCGGUCGGUCCACCCGUGCCGGCAUCUGCUUCAUAGUCUCUCUCUCUCUUUCUCUCCCUCGCUACGAAGAGAAGGACCAGAAGAAUCGAUCAAGGUGGAGGAUGAUGUUUCCCCAGCAGUGGUCGUCCCCCUGUGGCAACCAAUGCACUCACAAGUACGCCGCACUUAUGCAGAUUCCCUGGAGAGUGUUUUGCAAAAAGGGCUGUGAUGCUGAUGGAGAUACAUGGGAGGACUGCUUGGGGGAAUGUAAUGAGAUUUGCUAUAAAGAUCCAGUUUUGAAGGACCAUCAGUGGAGUGCUUACAUUGAUCGAUCUCCAGGGGCAGAAAAUUACUCAACGGAAUGCUUUAAUGCCUGUGUUGCGGGAUGUGCUUUCAGGUUCAGUGUUUCCUCAGAAAUAGUUAGUCAGGUUCAUCCAAACAGGCCACCCAAACCCUGUUUGGAGAGUAAGCCACAGCAAUCAUUGGUCGAUCCACCAAGGUCUUCCGAGGAUCUUCCAUGUACAUCUGCAUGAAGAGUAUCAUACGCAUCUAAUGUGGAGCCAAUUUUGUAUCUCAGUAUCUGUCUAGCAUGUAGAGGAUCCAAAUUCACUUUGACUGGAGAAUUUUUGUUUCUAAAGGUGAGUGGUGAACGGCAAUCUCAUCUGUCAGUAGUAUAUAACAUGAGUACGACAAACCAUUUUUCUGGGGGGAAGGGGGAAGGGAGAUGACAAAGGACCCCUUCAAGAACCAGACUACUUAACAGGCUUCCUCCUUGAGAUAAACUUGGUGGAAGCCCAAUGGCUAACGAGAGAAAUCGAGUAUUUUUUUUCCCCAAUUUUAGUUAGAUUCUUUUCUUUCAGUCAUUUAGUUGGAACAUUUAUGGUGCAUAUGCGUGCCUGCAUGUGUAUACGUGAAAUUUAUAGGAAUGAGACAUAAUAUGGUAGGCGGAUAUCUACGUUCACAUGGUUAAUCAAGCGUCUUCUCAGACGAAGCAAAAUCAGACCCUGCACUCUUAACUGUAUUGAUUGCAACCCAUGUAUUAGAUUUAAGAAUUUUUCUGUUCGUGUCAUGUUGCAAUGGACCAUGAAGUCAAUACACGUUGUACUUUUGCGUUUCUCAUUGAAAUGGUUUGCAAUAAAUACCAAGUGGAUUCAAA
Molecule: messenger RNA, 1280 nt
Organism: Nymphaea colorata (pocket water lily)
Lineage: Eukaryota; Viridiplantae; Streptophyta; Magnoliopsida; Nymphaeales; Nymphaeaceae
Exons: 5
Coding region: 247-657 (136 amino acids)
Source: RefSeq, a predicted model, not a curated record